CAACUAAUGAUAUUAGUGGUUGCAAAUAUUCAACUAUUGGAUUAGUUAUUCUAUUUUAUAGCUCUUUACUUGAUGAAAUAAAUAAUUAUAUUAAAAAUUGUUCUAAUACAAUUAUUAAAGAAGCAGCUAAAAAAGCUAAAACUAAAUUAGAAAAAUAUUAUUCAAAUGCUGAAG
Messenger RNA from Racocetra persica, 174 nucleotides. Lineage: Eukaryota; Fungi; Glomeromycota; Glomeromycetes; Diversisporales; Gigasporaceae. The record is from the annotation of a GenBank genome assembly.